AUGGCUACCUCCUCAACCACUUCAUUCCUAAGCCUUCCUCCCGAAAUCCGCAUCCUCAUCUAUGAAUACCUCCUGGUCGCUCCCAGAGACGGUUCGCUUCGUGCCAUCGCCCAUAGGCCCCGUCCCACCGUCAAUACCCGAGGAGUUCCACCUCUCUGUGGGACACCAAAACCCUGUCUUUAUUGCACUGUAGCUGUCGAGCACUACGUAUGCUGGUCCGAAAACCUUUCCUGUCUUCAACACCAUCCCGGUCGCACCCUUAUGGCAAGAACUGGUGGACGCAUCUAUCCAGCCGUCCUAAGCGUCUCGAAACUCACCUAUAAAGAGGCGAUGCCCCUGCUAUACUUCAACCUGAGGCUCUCAUUUCUCAUCACUGGUCACGACGACGUGCAUAACAUACUCAAGUCACUGCCUCAGUUUCCGUGCAAUGUCGCCCACAUCCAUCUCAACAUCCACUUCGAAAUGACCAUUACCGCAUCGGAAAGAGAGAUCAUCAUGGACGCAAUCCAUAUUCUUGUGUUCGUCCUGAACCAAUACGAGCCGGCCAUGCUUUCCGGUACCGUCUGUCCCAGCCCGCAUAACAGUCAGGCAAAGGCCCAGGGUAUGAUCCACGAGAUUUUCCGCAGAUGUUACUUGAUGCCCCGCAAGGAGCCUGUGGCUGUCAUGAGUGAUGCAAAGCGAGCCGCGCUGGACUGCAGAACGACUUCGCGUGGCAAGAUGGCGUACGAGCACGAGCGAGUCAAUGCUACGUUGAGAUUGACCGCUAGCCGUCAGCUCAACAAGAGCAAGGAUGACCUGCCUAGUUGGCUCGAGGAGUCACACGACAUCCGUAAGCACAUCUAG
Molecule: messenger RNA, 843 nt
Organism: Aureobasidium pullulans EXF-150
Lineage: Eukaryota; Fungi; Ascomycota; Dothideomycetes; Dothideales; Saccotheciaceae
Exons: 1
Coding region: 1-843 (280 amino acids)
Source: RefSeq, a predicted model, not a curated record